AGGAUGAAGGUGAAGGUGAUCUUCCCAGGCAAAAUUAAAGUGUGCUUCAGGAAAGGACCAACUGGAUAUCUGAGACAAGAUCCCUCAGAUGAAGCCAAGAGGAUCAAAGACAACCCCAAUCUCCAGGACAAAUCAGCCCCUCAGGGGGAAGACAAGGUCAAGGAAAAUGCUCGCUCUGUUGUCUUCAUGAGAGGAGGAGAUGUGUCAGACAGACAGGAGGUGCUGGGAGAGUAUGUGCUUCAGUUUGGAAAGUACAAAGGCAAGUCAUUCCGGUGGCUGCUUGAGAAUGAUGUAGGCUAUACCAUGUUCUUGACUAAGAAGGUUGAGGACGAGGAGAGAGCCGGACAGUUUAAACCAGAGGGUCCCAAGAAGGACAGCCUACUUUCAUUUCUUGACUACAGUAGAAGCUUCCAGGAAAUCAAGGACCUCAUAAAGUAUUUAUCUGGAAGAUCAGUGGCACCACCUGUAAGAAAUGAAGAUGACAACUUGGUUGGCUUUGGGAUUAAUGCAGACAAGACUUGGUGGGAUAUUUGGGAGAGCAGAGCAGAUGGAUAUGCUGCAUUCAUCCUCCAAAAACAGUGUGUUCCAGGCAGCAAAAUGUAUCGGCUGCAGCAAUACCUCACUCAGAAAAAGAGACAGCUUCAGAGUGUUUCAGAGGAACUUGCUUCCUCUGGCCUUGCAGCAUCUGCCUCUCAUCCUCUAGAAAUGGAGGAUGAUGAAGAAUUGGAGAGAAUGAUGCUUUCUAUAUCCCCAUCAAAACUCCAAGGCCAACUGAGUUCAGAAGUUGUUGGAGUCCCAGUGGUCAAAGGUCUUAUUCUACUGCAUACAAGGGAUGAUUCUGACAUGAAUCAGGAUUAUCUGUUCUGCAUUGAUUUGUUGCUGCAUUUAUAUCUCAUCAUUGACGGGAGGCGUAAACCACCAGCAACACUCUCAAAACCAGAACGGCCUGAUGAAUAUAGUGCUACUGCAUCUCCAUGGUCAGUGACGGUUCCUUUGCCAGUAUCUCCAGAGUUGCUUGAAUUAUCUAUUAGCAAGACCACAUUGGCUUUGAGACCAGCGCAGGAAACCGUGUUCUGUCAGUCCCUCCUCCCAGUGACCACUGCACAGUCUACAACCUCUACUCCUCCCUCAGGACCCCCUGCAGCUGCUGGCCAGUCUUUCUCUGGAAUCCCUGCAGCCUCUACUGGGUACCCCUCAAUUCAGCUGGAGGAGAAUCAUGCUGUUCCACCACUGCCAAGCUAUGAGCAGGAUGUGAGCCGAUGGCACUGCUCUCAACAGCAAAGAAUCUGGAUGAAAACAGAAAUGGAAGCCUUGGGACUGUGGCCAGGUUCUAGACCGGUGAGACAUCCAAUGAACAUGAUCUCCUUGUGGCGUUACCCACCUCAGCCUGAGCUUAUUGAUCCUGUCUAUGAGCUGCCAUCACCUAAAUACUUUCAACUUCAUCCAUUCUUCAUUUGGAAACCAGAGCACACCAUUAUGGAAAGAGUCCGCAACAACUACACUCUGCCAUGUCUGUACAGCUGUCCGAAUCCCCACGUUGUCUCAUCAGGAGUUGGACGACCCCGUGUCAUUAUUGGUACAAGCAGCCAGUACUACAUUCUGGCCUCUCGGCUCAGCUGUAAAGUCUGUAAAAAGUACUGGUUUGCAGACAAACCCCAAUGGAUGGACAUGCUGCCGAGUCGGUUCUGCAACAUUUUGCCAGCUUUUCUGACGCACAAGAAGGCCAUAUGUAAGACUGUGAUGGAUGAGUUGCGGCGUACAGGAAAGUCUCCCAAUGAUAUGGCCAAUCAGUUGAAUGAAGCUCUCCACCUCAGGUAUGAGCGUGCACACCUGGCUUACUUGUCUACUGUUAAGAAUGUGCUGGAUGGAGACAGUGGAAUUUACGGUCAGCAGACCAUCACAGGGGCACUAAGAGCAACAAAUACUCCUGCCUCAUUUGGUGAGUAUGGUGAUUUGGUCGGCUGGUGUGGAGUAACAGUUUCACCCCACUAUUUGGUUGACUGCCUCAUUCAGGAGUACCAUAGGCAGGAGAGCACACUCAAUCUGCUCCUCCAAGGCACAUUUGGACAAGCCUUAAGGGCUGACCAUACCCGCAAGGUGGCCCGGAAGGUUGUGCUUGCAUCAGGUACUAUGUCAUCCUAUGCUGUGAUGAAUGAAAACUGGAUGAUCUUGUCCUGGGUGAUGCUGCAGUCUGAAAGUGAUAAAUCCCUGCAGCCAAUGUAUGAGGGGCUGUCUCUUCGUUACAUUUCUGCAGGACUGCCGAAAGCCAACUACCAGUGGGUUGACAGAGAUUGCUGUGCUGCCUUCAGGAUCCCAAACCCUGAGCCCCGGGAGCACCUCCUCUGGGAUUCUUGGAAGACCACUGAGGCUGUAGUGGCUGCGGCAACCUCUGGGCAUCUCAUCAACACCUGUGCCUCCCGCGAAAAAUAUAACAGCGACAUCAAAAUCAAGCUGGACUUGUUCCACUGCAUGCGGCGGUUCUCCAGAGAGUGUGUGUCAGAGCACCAUCCACUGCACAGUGCUUUCUGCAAGUUUCUGUCAGCAGCUUUUAGUGUUGUGGACCAGACGGACCUACAAAGACUGAAGCAGGCUUAUGUCUUCUGUGGGAUAGUGCCUGCAAAUCCAACAAAGCAGCACAUCAGGGAGCACUGCCGCACCAGGGUUCCACACCCCAAAGAGCUACUGGAGAGAGUGGAGAGCGUUCUCCAAAGAUUCUUUUUAGAAUGUGAUCCUGAUGGUGUGCCACUGUUCAAACCAUCGAUGUUGAAGGUGUGGAGGAUUCAGCGAGUCCACAUCCUCAGAGGCUGCCUGAGUGACCCAGAGGUUACAGAUGGGAUCCUCUAUAGGCAUGGUGGAACGGUCCAGCUGAACCAUGUGAAGGGGGAGGCGGCAGCUGUACCUGUGUGGAUCCCUGUGAGAGGCACUUCUCAGCAGGAGGGGUUCCAUUUCCAUCAGGCCAGAUGGGUCACAGGCACUCAGGUAUCCACAGAACUAUUCCAGGCACAGGGCAUGAUUGGAGUGGCUCGUUGGAAUUUCCAGCGCCUUGUAGACCUGAAGCAGCCUGGAGUGAAGCUGCCUGCAGUUUUUGAUCCUGUGCUGAUCAUGGAACUGAACAAGCUCUCAGACAUGGUGACAGGCCAGGCCAAGUACCCUGCCUUACUUGUCUCACAGACAGACACCAGAGAAAGGUUUGGACUGCAGUAUGUGGAGCCUGGUUGUCGUCCUGUCCCCCUAGACUGGGCCAAGCACAAGUCCCAGAAGGUACCUGUUGCAGGGGAGGGAGAGCAUCAGUCCUCAGAGCCGUCUGCUCUCAGUGAGAGAUUCCCACCUGAUGACCCACCUGAGGAGGUGAGGGAAGAACACUUUGCUCAGGUAAACUUGACUGUUGUACUUACAAAUAUCCUCACUCACUAA
Molecule: messenger RNA, 3414 nt
Organism: Carassius gibelio (silver crucian carp)
Lineage: Eukaryota; Metazoa; Chordata; Actinopteri; Cypriniformes; Cyprinidae
Exons: 8
Coding region: 4-3414 (1136 amino acids)
Source: RefSeq, a predicted model, not a curated record